Staurois parvus is the source of this 312-nucleotide messenger RNA. Lineage: Eukaryota; Metazoa; Chordata; Amphibia; Anura; Ranidae. The record is from the annotation of a GenBank genome assembly.
AGUGUCCGGACUGGAAGGGGGGGAAAGCAUUCGGACUGGAAGGGGGGGAAGCGUUCGGACUGGAAGGGGGGGGGAAAGUGUCCGGACUGGAAGGGGGUGAAAGUGUCCGGACUGGAAGGGGGGGGGAAGUGUCCGGACUGGAAGGGGGGGAAAGUGUCCGGACUGGAAGGGGGUGAAAGCGUCUGGACUGGAAGGGGGGGAAAGUGUCCGGACUGGAAGGGGGUGAAAGCGUCUGGACUGGAAGGGGGUGAAAGUGUCCGGAUUGGAAGGGGGGGAAAGUGUCCGGACUGGAGGGGGGGGAAAGCGUCCGGA